ACGCCAGACGCAGUCAGUGUCAAGCUGCUGCACUCUUGAACCUCCCCUACCCAACUGAUCAAUGACUACAUUAUUUCACCGAUGCCACCUCGUCGCCCAAUAUCCCCGCUCUCCUUUGAAUCAUGCUCGCUACCCCCACCAGACAAUGAUCUCGACUCUCUUGCUGCCUCUGAUGAUGAUCUGAACCCUGCUGAGCGUGUAGCUCGACGUCGGAGAAUUGAGAAGCUUGCUGAAGCUUAUCUACAAGGCUCACCGCUUUUUCUUUUGUCCGCCUCGCUCCGAGGGCCUUUUGAUAAGGGAUGGGAUAAUCCUUGGAGGAAAGAUCGGCGCAAACACGGCGGAUUGGAGAGGAACGAGGAUGAAAAUAAGAGACGACCAGUGAUCCCAGAGACGAAUCCGCGAAAACGGGCCCUAAACCACGAGCCCCGUGAAGUCCAACGCUCGCGGCUUUCCGCUCAAUACCACGAAACCACUCCCUCUUCUCCGAACUCUGAACUCCGGAAGACCUCAAUCAAUGGCUCUUCCAACAAACGAGUGCGAGCUGAGAGCAGCAAUAUACGAGUUGCAAGUACCACACCGAAAGAUACAUUCGUUUCGAAAAGGCAGCCUACCCCGCAGACAAACAGAGGUUGGCUGAAGAAGGACUGUGCCGGAAUCGGAUUUCGAACCGUUAAUCCGCCGGCAUCCCCUACUGCAACGAUAUCAACUCGCCGUCGAGGGACAAAGGACAGCACCAUACAAGUGCCCGGCACUGACUACCGGUGGGCGGUGUGGGAUCAUCGGAAGGACCUUAGCCACUUACGGGAGGACAACAAUGAUGGCCCUCGUGUCCCGGACAGUGUCAAGGUCCGUACCUUCAAAGAACAACGCAGUAGUCAAGCAGACCCUCAAAAAAUUCCAUCCGAUGCAGUGAACCAGGAUGGCUCGCUAUGCGUCCUUUCCUCGUCGUCACAUCUGCCUAAAUUUGAGUACCGCCGCACAAAGUUAUCCAGCCCUCGCAGGCAAGAGCUCAAGGCUACAUCUGCGUAUCAAGAACCGGAAAAUAAUGCGGAUCAAAUGGAUAUAGUUGAGGGCAACAACCAUCCAGAGCAUCAAAAUCGGCCGUCACAAGGCACGGCUCCUGAGGAGGCUAUCGAACUUGACUCUCCUGGACCUCCAGUGAAUGAGCUAGACUCAACUGCUUCUCGGCCGAAAAUUGCAGGAGCCACUACAACAGGGUCUAUAUCGUCAGCAGAGAAGGCACCAUCCAACAUUGAUCCCGGAGUUGCGAACGUGAGUGACAGACUACCCUCAGCGCAACAUAACCCCCAUAAUCCAGCCGUCACGCACAACCUGACCUCGCUACACACAAUCUCCGCGGGAAAAGCCCAUACCCAGAGUGACGACGAUACCAUUCCCGAUCCACAGUUCAAUACACAGGCCGCUCUUCUUCACGCCCAGAUUUCAUUCCAAAAAGACCUCGAGAGCCCAGAUAACACUCCUGGUCGGGUCUCAAACCCCGAGUCAAUAUCUCGCCACGACAUCACACCAUUUUACCGAGUGGAUACGCCUGGUGGGCUCGGGAAUAUCCCAAAAAACAAGGUACCGGGGACGAUAAAAGGUCCAAUGAUGAGCACACAAUACCUCAUUGACGCCGUCACGCCAUUCACACUGAGUACUGAGAAGAAGAGGUCUAAGCCUCGAUUUCUAUCUCCAGCAGAUGAUGGGGAUAGCACUAAGCCAAGAAUAUCUUCUGUCGCGGGGGCAUUGUCGUCGCCCGUUCCGAACUAUGCCCACGAUGAGAACCUGAAUAUUGUAUCAUCUCAGCCGCCAGAUCAUGCCGAUCUCAUAGAUCUGGCUCAAGGAGAGGAUUUGGAGAUGACUUUCUCCGGAACAAUGCCAACCACCGGUGAGGAUGGUCAGGGAGGCGUGAUGGGUGCUGAAAGUUUCAACCUCAACGAGGCCAUCGCUGAAGCUGGGAGCUGGUUGCAGGAGAGUUUCGACAUAGGUCAAAUCAAACGAUACGCACAUCCGAGAUCCAAAGGGUCGUCGCCCUCUGGUGGCGGUGGCAUUGGUCCAUCUGUGGUAAGCCUGGAUGCUUGAAGACCAUGUGGAUAUAGGUUCGGCUUCAAAGAAGUCACAACAGUCACUUGAUCAUUCUUGGCCACGGAAAGGCUCUGGUUCUUUGGUGCUUUCAUGUACAUUUACUUUUCUUUGGCGGACAUAGCUUUCAUGCGGACUUAUUGCAACAUAGAAGCGC
Aspergillus homomorphus CBS 101889 is the source of this 2239-nucleotide messenger RNA. RefSeq lists its product as uncharacterized. NCBI's taxonomy places the organism in Eukaryota, Fungi, Ascomycota, Eurotiomycetes, Eurotiales, Aspergillaceae. The transcript has a single exon. The record is from RefSeq and is a predicted model, not a curated record. Bases 82 to 2082 code for a protein of 666 amino acids.